UUCAGGGAUGUAUCCCACCCCUGACACUGGACUUUUUAUUUGGCAAAUUAUGGUUUCUGGGAAGAGCAAUAUCCCCAUGUUGCAAGUCCAUUAAACAUAUGUGUGUGUGUUUAGGAAGUUUAUAAGAUACCUGGUUUUUAUAUGUCUUUGUAAUGCCUUAUGUUCUCAUCAUCCCCCCCCUUUUUAACUUCUUCCACCAUUAACACUUUUCAUCCCCCAUAAUCAUUUUGUUCAAUUAUUCCCUCCUCAAGAUCUUCUCUUUCCUAGGACCACAGUUUCUUAAAUAUCUUCAGCUGCAUUAGAAAAUUGCUUAUCACCCACAUCUUCUACCCAACAGCCCCAAGGAACACUGCCAUCAAGUGCCUCUUUGGUCUCUCCAGACCUCCUAUUGGUCCUGUUAUAAAGUCUGAUAAUCUUAGGCCUCACCAAGGGUACUGUUCUCUCCCUGUUAUGUCAGACAGCUACUGUACUCAUCUGUUGGGAGAGCAGUGCAGUGAUGCCCUUAGCUGAAGGACACUUCUCUCAUUCCUGCCUGACUCCUGUUGUUUUCCUUCCUCCACCUAGAGUGAAAUCAGAGAGCUCCUGGCACAGCAUUUAUAUUCUUGACAGUUCAUAGUUCUUGGGCCACACAAACUAAUGUUCUGGAUUCCUUUACCAUAGAAACCAAGAAAGCAGCAAGUCAGGUUGCUUCUCAGAGGCUCCAGCUCCAGAGUCCCAUUCUUGGAAGUCCCAGCUCAAACCCACCUCCUCCAGGAAUUUCCCCAUACUCUGCUCAGAACUCAAUGUACCUUCCCCAGGACAAUUUAUUUCUUGCUGUUUUAUGCUGAGACCAAAGGACAGCUUCCUUCUGCCUCUCCGCAUGCUCUCCAUUCUCUCUACUAAACAGCCAUCACAGUCUUGCCUCCAUGUGUGUGAACAAAUACAACAAGAGGAGAAAGUGUCCUCACAAGACAGAUGAUAUCACAAAAGGUGUCAAAGGCUGUCCAGGGCACAAAAAUUCAUAGGGAAUAGUAAGGUCACAGAAAACUGCCCUUGUCUCCCCACUCCCCUGUUCAACAGAAGCUAAGCUUUCCUUUCCAGAAGCCUUUCCUGGGAUCCAAGAAAAGCCCUUUAGUACCUCCUCCUGUCCAAAGCAAGAAGCCUGCUUUUCACUUUUAUGAUAAGAAUGAAAUAAGUUGAAAUUUCCGGCAGCACUUACAGCCAAAACUAACAUGCUAUGCUCUAUUUCUGUACUUCUGUGGACUUCCUGCAUCAGCUAAAGCCCCUCUUCUCCUUAUCUUCAGAAAAGUACACUUGCAAAUAGUUGUUCUUACCUUAUUGUUCCUACUUCUAUAAACUUGAUUGCUGAAGAGAAACUCCUGUUUAGAGUCCUCCAUCAGAUACGCUAAAAUUCAAACCCACCGAUAAUAGGAAAGGUCAAAAAUGAUGCUGAAUAGCCUGUAAGCAUUGUGAAACACUCCAGAUUGGGGCCCAGCCUCUCAGUUUAUUAGCUCAACUGCCCCAUAGGUACAAUAAACCUAAGUGCUCAACAUUUCCGAGUGUCUGGUUUUUGCAACAAUGAUAAACCUCUCACUAAAUUAUCUAUUGGGAACUGAAAAUUCACUUUUCAAAUACUGCCUAGAAAUGGCUCUUCCUCUCCUCAAAAUUUCCCUUUUAUCAAGAUGAGAAGAAAAAGGCUACUGAGAAGUUAUGUUCAGAUGAAGGCAGAGGAAGAAAGAUCAGUCUCCUUAAUUGAACAAGCACCUGGGAAAGAUCUACAGGACUGGCUCUUCCGGGAAGGAAUCAUCCCAAUACUCCAAAAUCAAUGAGCUGGAGGAGCAGAUGACAAAGUUGGAGAAAAUGAUCAUUCAGCUACAGAGGAUGACCUGUGAGAGGGAUGAACUGCGUGCAAUCCUGGCUCAUUAUACUGACAAGAAUUUGAACAACAGGUUCAAUUUUGAAUUUGCAAUCCUGAAUCUGGAACAACAGAAAAUGAUGUCAGCUCUGCAGAAAUUGCCCCAGGAGUUAAGUGGGGCCUUGGACAAGUACAAGGUGCUGACUAAGGAGACUGAAUCUUUCAGCCUUCAUCACUGCCAGCUCAUGACUGACUGGACUAAGCUGACGCUGCAAGUUACCACAUUGAGAAAGAAGAACAGAGAGCUGCAGAGGAAGCAUAUUGUGCUGCAAAAUUCCUGUCAGGAGAAAAACAGGAUCUGUGUCGAGGCCCUUGAGAAGAUGUGUGGCCUGUGUGCUAGGAAGCAGCAGAAACUAAAAGCAAUAGAGAAAAGAAUCCAGGACCUACUGGAACAGAAAAUGCUGGACAGCCAGGAAAGGGACUUGGCAGAAAAGAUGCAGCAUCACACUGAUGUCAUUGAGAUGAGGUCUGAAAUACUCCAGUCUGACCUGGAAGGAGCCACAGCCCAGGAAGAGAGCUCCCCACAGACAGAGCUUCUGCAGCCGGACAACUGAGUUUUCCAGGCAAUUGAGCGACUAUCCCAUCCCAUCCUCAGCAACUCUGCUCCUUUGAGAGAACUGAGGAGACAGUAAAAAAGAAAGAAAGAAAGAAAGCCACAGAGAAGUUGAACACAACAUUUUUUACUCUAUAAUCAAGGGCUCCUCACAAAAAACAAACAAACAAACAAACAAACAAAAAACCCCCAAAAAGACACCCCUUUUGAAAAUGUGAACUCACCUUUGAAUCCAAUAUCAAUUGACUUAUGUGCAUGCUGCUAAAUCUUUAGAAAGAGAAUGUUGUUUAGCUUAAUUUAUUGUUUGACCCAGAAUCUCCAAAACGAUUCUGUACGACAACAGAUCAUCUGGAGGUAUCUCCAUUCCUGAUCUCAAGCUGUACUACAGGGCAACAGUAAUAAAAACUGCAUGGUAUUGGCAUAGAAACAGAAAGGAGGAUCAAUGGAACCGCAUAGAAGACCCAGAAAUAAAUCCACACACCUAUGAAUACUCCAUAUUCGACAAAGAAGCCAAUUCCAUUUAAUGGAAAAAAGACAGCAUCUUCAACAAAUGGUGCUGGACCAACUGGAUGUCUACAUGCAGAAAAAUGAAAACAGAUCCAUAUCUAUCACCCUGCACAAAACUAAAGUCAAAGUGGAUCAAGGACCUCAACAUAAAACCAGAUACCCUAAAUCAAUUGGAAAAAAAAAGUGGGGAACAGCCUAGAACUCAUUGGCACAGGAGACAACUUCCUGAACAGAACACCAACAGCACAGGCUCUAAGAGCAACAAUCAAUAAAUGGGACCUCAUGAAACUGAAAAGUUUCUGUAAAGCAAAGGAUACCGUCAUCAAAACAAAACGACCUCCUACAGAUUGGGAAAGAAUCUUCACUAACCCUUUAUCUGACAGAGGACUAAUAUCCAGUAUAUACAAAGAACUAAAGAAGCUGAAAAGCAGCAAUCCAAGUAAUCCAAUUAAAAAAUCGGGAACAGAGCUAAACAGAGAAUUCUCGACAGAGGAAUAUCGAAUGGCAGAAAAACACUUAAAGAAAUGCUCAUCCUCAUUAGCCAUCAGGGAAAUGCAAAUCAAAACGACCCUGAGAUAUCACCUUACACACAUCAGAAUGGCCAAGAUGAAAAACUCAAGUGAUAACACAUGCUGGAGCGGUUGUGGAGAAAGGGGAACCCUCCUCCACUGCUGGUGGGAAUGUAAACUGGUACAACCACUCUGGAAAGCUAUCUGGCGCUUUCUAAGACAAAUAGGAAUAGUGCUUCCUCCAGACCCAGCUAUACCACUGCUAGGUAUAUACCCAAAGUUUGUUCAAGUACACAAAAAGGACACUUGCUCAACCAUGUUUAUAGCAGCUCUAUUUGUAAUAGCCAGAACCUGGAAACAACCCAGAUGUCCAUCAACGGUGGAAUGGGUACAGAAAUUAUGGUAUUUUUAUACAAUGGAAUACUACUCAGCAAUCAAAAAGGAGGAAAUCAUGAAAUUUGCAGGCAAAUGGUGGGAUCUAGAAAAGAUCAUUCUGAGUGAAAUAUCCCAGAAGGAGAAAGACAAACAUGGGAUAUACUCACUUAUAUAGACCUAUAAGAUAUGAUAAACAUAAUGAAAUCUAUACACCUAAAAAAGAUAAUCAAUUGAGCUGACAUGGGGUAAGAUGAUCAAUCCUCAUUUAGAAAGACAGAUGGGAUGUGCAUUGAACGUAUGACAGGAGUCUACUGAGCGCAUCUGAAAGACUCUAAGUUGCAGUGUUUUCAAAGCAAAGACUCAUGACCAAACCUUUGGCAGAGUACAGGGAAUCAUAAGAAAGAAGGGGAGUUAGUCUGAUGGGGAAAGGAUAGGAGCUCCACCAGGACCAAAUAUAUCUGGGCACAGGGUCUUUUCUGAGACUGACAUUCAACCAAGGACCAUGUAUGGAUAUAACCUAGAACCUCCACUCAGAUGUAGCCUGUGGUAGCUCAGUAACCAAUUGGUUUCCCAGAGUGAGGGGAACAGGGACUAUUUCUAACAGGAACUCAAUGACUGGCUCUUUGGUCUCCCCAUCCCCGAAGGGAGGAGCAGUCCUGUUAGGCCACAGAGGAGGGCUUUGCAGCCAGUCCUGAAGAUACCUGAUAAAACAGGAUCAGAUGAAUGGGGAGGAGGUCCCCCCUAUCAGUGGACUUGGAAAGGGGCACG
This is a messenger RNA of Meriones unguiculatus (Mongolian gerbil), 4606 nucleotides long. RefSeq lists its product as uncharacterized. The transcript is spliced from 7 exons. Bases 1822 to 2448 code for a protein of 208 amino acids. Lineage: Eukaryota; Metazoa; Chordata; Mammalia; Rodentia; Muridae. The record is from RefSeq and is a predicted model, not a curated record.